This is a messenger RNA of Coccidioides posadasii C735 delta SOWgp, 937 nucleotides long. RefSeq lists its product as uncharacterized. The record is from RefSeq and is a predicted model, not a curated record. NCBI's taxonomy places the organism in Eukaryota, Fungi, Ascomycota, Eurotiomycetes, Onygenales, Onygenaceae.
AUGCGUUCCCCCAUUGUCAUCGCCCUUGGCGUCCUCGCCGCUGUCGCUGCUGCUGCCCGCGAGAAUCCCUUCAAUAACCCCAGCGGUGGCUACAGGUUCGCCGCGAACAUGCCGACUACAUUGAGCUGGGAGCCCACCACCGAUGGCACGGUCACCCUGAAGCUUCAGAAGGCUGGUAAUAUCACCCCUUCCUCUGGAAUUACCAUUGCCGCAAACAUUCCAAACUCUGGCUCCUAUGUCUUUGUUCCCUCUGCGAGCUUGGGCCCCGGUUCCGACUACACCAUCGAAAUCAUCGAUGACAACGACCCAGACAAUAUCAACUUCACUCCUCAAUUUUCGAUCACCGGUACUACCGGUACCGCGACCGAGUUGACCGGCUCCCCUACCGUCACCGGCUCUGCCAGCGUGACCCCCUCCUCCUCCCCUGCCAGCUCCGAAGCUGACAGCAGCUCCAUGAUCACCAGCACCGUUUCCUCUGCUAGCACGACUACAACCGUGUCGAGCGAUGCUCCUAUCACCACCUCCGAGGCUGCCACUUCCAGCUCGCAGCCUACUGCCACGCCUUCCACAACGGACAUUGAGGCUAUCCCUGAUCCCAACGGCGCCGCUGCUUUGAGCUUCCCCGCAGUCUUGUUGUCUGGUGUCCUUGGCUUGAUGGCUUUCUUGUAAAAAAAGCAUGAUGAAACAAACGGCCUGAAACUGAAAGUUUUAGCUUCAUGUUUUUGUGUGAAUCUUUUUUUGUGAAUGAGUGUGUGGAUGUGUCACAGAACCACAACCGCUCAUGUACAUGUCAUCACUACAUAUACUUUUAUUUAUAUUUUUUUUUUCUUUCCCUGUAUCUUAUUCAUAACAUAACAUUGAUCUAUUUUGAUCUCUUGGUUUGGUAAAUCUGAAGACUUUGCUGAUGAUGUACUUUAAUUAUUGCUAUCUUUGGGGC